Molecule: messenger RNA, 749 nt
Organism: Gossypium arboreum
Lineage: Eukaryota; Viridiplantae; Streptophyta; Magnoliopsida; Malvales; Malvaceae
Exons: 3
Coding region: 1-570 (189 amino acids)
Source: RefSeq, a predicted model, not a curated record
AUGAAACUAUUUAUGCUUUGUGAGCUUGGAAAGAAGAUUGAUGAUUAUGGUGAUGGAAAUUGGAAAGCAAAAACACUUGAAAGGGAGAAUGCGCAGACCCCCACCCCUACCAAACGACGCCGUUUCAAAGAUGAUAUAAAACCAAAAAUUUCCUUCUUUUUUAUUCUGUCGUUUCCUCUUUCAUUUUCCAAGAAAAAAAACCGCAAAACACUCUCUCCCCCCUUUGUUUCUCUGACGAUCGGGUUCUCACUGCUCGGCACACCACCACCGUGUUCGGUGGCUGGCGACGCGCAAAAAUGGGUAUUUCAACCCCGUUUCGGAACCUUUUUGAAGGCCAAACCCUCGGCGUCUUAUAAGAACAAAAGAAGAGAACCCUCAGCACCCUUCCGAACCCGAUUGCAGCGACAGAGAAGACUCUCCGACAACGCGUCCGUGGGGAUUCAGGUGUCAGAGAGGCGUGGGACACGUGGAGGGGGCGUUCGAAGAGUGCGACGAAGCGGCAUGCGUGGAGGCAGCAGACAGUGGGGCAUGCGGUGGUUGAAGGCAGAGGUGGCUAGGUUUUUUUUUUAAUUUUUUUUCUGUUUGCUGAAAAUGUUGAUAGUUAGUAGGCUAGGGUUGGUUUGGGCUUGGUGGGUUUGUUGGGUUUUAAUUUUGUAAUGGACUUUUUAUUAUUUGGAGUUUUUAAUUGUUUAUUUGGGUUUUAUUUUUGUUUUAUUGGCCGGGGCCAAAAUUGGUUAUUACAGUACUUG